CUGACGGGGCGCAGUGCGGGCUCCCACUGCCGGGGGAGAGCUGGGGUUUCAUGGGGCGGCAGCCGAGGCGGGACCCGCAGCCAUGAGCCGCCUCAGUGGGCUCUGCAAGGUGUGCUCGGAGCGCCGCUACCGACAGAUCACCAUCCCGAGGGGGAAGGACGGCUUCGGCUUCACCAUCUGCUGUGACUCUCCGGUUCGAGUCCAGGCUGUGGAUUCUGGAGGUCCGGCGGAGCGGGCAGGCCUGCAGCAGCUGGACACGGUGCUCCAGCUCAACGAGAGGCCUGUGGAACAUUGGAAAUGCGUGGAGCUGGCCCAUGAGAUCCGGAGCUGUCCCAGUGAGAUCAUUCUGCUCGUGUGGCGCAUGGUUCCCCAGGUCAAGCCCGGGCCAGACGGCGGGGUCCUGCGACGGGCCUCCUGCAAGUCGACGCAUGACCUCCAGUCACCCCCCAACAAGCGGGAGAAGAACUGCACCCAUGGGGCCCAGGCACGGCCCGAGCAGCGCCACAGCUGCCACCUGGUGUGUGACAGCUCCGACGGGCUGCUCCUCGGGGGCUGGGAACGCUACACAGAGGUGGCCAAGCGUGGGGGCCAGCAUACCCUGCCUGCGCUGUCCCGUGCCACCACCUCCACUGACCCCAACUACAUCAUCCUGGCCCCACUGAACCCUGGGAGCCAGUUGCUGCGGCCUGUGUACCAGGAGGAUGCCAUCCCCGAAGAAUCUGGCAGUCCCAGUAAAGGGAAGUCCUACACAGGCCUGGGGAAGAAGUCCCGGCUGAUGAAGACAGUGCAGACCGUGAAGGGCCACGCCAACUACCAGAACUGCCCGGUCAUGAGGCCGCACACCCCACAUUCAAGCUAUGGGACCUAUGUCACUCUGGCCCCCAAGGUCCUGGUGUUCCCAGUCUUUGUUCAGCCUUUAGAUCUCUGUAACCCUGCCCGGACUCUCCUGUUGUCCGAGGAGCUGCUGCUGUACGAGGGGAGGAACAAGGCCAUCGAGGUGACGCUCUUUGCCUACUCCGACCUGCUGCUCUUCACCAAGGAGGAUGAGCCGGGCCGCUGCGACGUCCUGAGGAACCCCCUCUACCUCCAGAGCGUGAAGCUGCAGGAAGGUUCUUCAGAAGACCUGAAGUUCUGUGUGCUGUAUCUAGCAGAGAAGGCAGAGUGCUUAUUCACUUUGGAAGCGCACUCACAGGAGCAGAAGAAGAGAGUGUGCUGGUGCCUGUCGGAGAACAUCGCUAAGCAGCAACAGCUCACGGCUUCACCCCCGGAGCGCAAGAAACUCCACCCCUAUGGCUCCCUCCAGCAGGAGAUGGGGGCGGCCAACUCAACCAAUGCUACCCAGGAUAGAAGCUUUACCUCAUCAGGACAGACUCUGAUUGGCUGAGCAAACCCAAGGGCGGGACUCUGCUUCUGGCAACUUAACCCUUUCUUGGGCAUCCCCUACCACACAGUAACCUCACCUCAACUGGACCCAAAACGGAGGACCAAGAUGGUGGGCCUAGGGUCAUCUGAAGGGAGUGGCCCCACGGGUGUGUGUGUGGACUGGCUUCAGAAGGACCACAGUGGUGUGAGAGGCUCUGUGGGCACGUGCCGACUGGCAUCAGAAAGUCCCAUGAGAAGACUCCCAACUUUUUCUCUACGACGAGAAAGGAGAAGAAAGAGCAUCUGGGCUUCCCGUGGUGCUUGUGCCUCCUUUGGGGGCAAAGGAGAGGUUGGCGGAGGUCAGCCCUGCUGGAGAGCAAUGUCAUCAGCCUCCGCUGCCAGAAGACGUCUCAACGCAAUCACUUCUUCAUCUGUUCUCAUUCAUUCAUUCCUUCAUCCGGCAGAUAUUUGGGGGCCAUCUACUUUAUGCCAGGCUCUAGGCUAGGACCUGCGGAUUCUGUGGAGAAGGAGGUGGAUAUGGUCUCUGCUCUUAUCAAGAUACCAGUCCUAGUAGGGGAGUGAGCGUUAAAUAGACACACACACACACACAUGCAUGCACAAGAUGACAAACUGAUCAUCCAUGAAGAAAAGGAUUCCCUUAAGAGAGAAUAUUAUUUAGAUUGCUAUGGGGGGUGGGGUCAAUGGGUAGGGAAUAUAAUAACUUUUAAGUUGAGACCUGCAGGCCAGAAAGGAGUUAGCCAGUCAAGGAUUUUGGAAGCAGUGUUCCAAGCAAAUGGAACAGCCUGGGGACAGUACCUGAGAUGGGAAAGACCUUGGCCUGCUGAGGCCAGCAAAGGCUAGUGUGGCGGGAGCUACGUGAGGAGGCAAACCAGGAGGGUGGGUGGGGCCAGAUCAUGCAGGGCCACAGUGGUUAAUGUUUUGCUGAUGUCACUCUAGGUACAGUGGGAAGCCACUGAAGGCUUUCGAGAGAGGGACAGCCUCAGGUACAUUUCUAGAAGAGCAGAGAGCCCAAGGAGGCACCCAAGUGGGUAUAAAUGGAUCAGUUAAGGGGUCCGUUCAGUCUUCUGGGUGAAGAGCUGUGUUGGCCUGUCCUGGAUAGUCUGGGGAGGUAGAUAUGUGACUUUCCAGACCUUGGGAUACAGUGGCGGCUCUGGGCUGAGAGGAGAGAAUUCCCUGGCCCCCAUCCGCCUUUGUUCUCCUCCACUUUGUCUUGUUCUCUCAGUGAUGCAAGUGAGCCCUGGAGCCUUCCUCACAGAGCCUCCUCCUGGCUGGGCCUGGGUGGGCAAAGUGCUGAGUUCUAGCAAUGGCCAUGGAAGGUGGGAACAGCUGGGGCUUCGCCUGGCCCAGGUGGGAAGGUUCACAGCCCCCAGGCCUCAGUAGAGAUUGCCCAUCCUGUGCUGAAUGGCCCAACAGGAAGUUGGGACACAGUCCUCUAGAAACAGAUUUGGUUUGCUUUCUGCAGAGCUCCCAAGGUUCAGGGACGGGGGCUAGGUGUGGCUCAGCUAAAAGAAGACCAGUUGGGGGUGAGUGAUUAGAGCCCAGCCUGGUCAAGGCCUGGAGCUCAGGCUUGUACAGCUCUCCUACCCUUCUCUAACUGCCAAGACCUAGAGGGAGGGAAGUCAGAGGUCACAGGUCUGAGUAAUACAGGUCGGACACAAAAGGUAUAUGUAGGACCACAAUCAAAGAAGCUGGAGAGAUGGCUCAGGCCAGAGAAGCCCCUGGACCUUGGAUGGUCUCUGCGUCAUGUCCUGUAAGAGCUCAGUGUCUUUAGAGAGGGCUCUUAUGCCUGGUGAGGUUGUUUAGCUGCCGUGGCCACUUGCACUCCACGAAGGAUGGCCCAGAAGGGAAUGCUAUGUCCCUCACCUCCCGUGUAGGCAAGAUCAGACACCUCUUGGAGAGGGGAUGGCAUGUAUCUGCCAGUGACCGUGCCGAUGUCCCAGCCCAGUAGGGGAACAGGCUGGGCCUCGAGGCCUGGCGAUACCCAUGUCUGGGGGCCUAGACUCCGCCCGCAGGGUUCAUUCUGAGAGGCUGAGCAGCUGCCUCAGCAGAGACAGCAAGCUGCACUUGGAUUUCAUUUGAUUCCCUUAUAAAAUAACAUUAAGGGGAAUGGAAGGCCCGGGAGGAUCGCCUGUCUGGAAAGGCAGCAAGCUCGACUCCCCAGGACUUGGUGACCAACCUCCGCCCCCCCAGACUGUUGCCGAGGACAGGAGCUCUGGCCACUGGGAAAUGGAGAAUCAGAACACAACACGGAGCCCUGGGGACAGGGCAUUCCUCCCAGCUUGUCCCCGACAACCUGCCGACUUGACUCGUGCUCCCGUUGGAGUCCUAGGCCCAGCUGACCACUGGGGGAGCAAACAUCAGCUCCUGGAGGAGCCACAGGCCCGUCCAUCUGGGGACUGUGGGGAGCCACAGCACCACUGAGGCUCUGCCUCUCAGAUGGAUGAAACAAUGCCCUGGGCUCCACGGGCUCGAGAAGAUGAAACAUGACCGAGCGGCUGCCGCUCUUCAGUGUCCCUGGCUGUCCCAGCCCGGGAUGAUGGACAUGCCAUGGAAAUGGCAUCUGAGAGUCAUAAUCACGGGAAACACGGCUGGGCCCCGCCCUCCACAUAAAUCAUGCUAAGAAACCUACACAAUGGUCUCUUUCCUGAUGGUCCAAUUGUCUUCGUUUGGUGUCUGGGGCCUGGGAGCGGGGAGGAUGGGAGCAAACCAUUUAUUGUUAAAAAGGCCAUCUGUGCGAUUUGAAUACAAAGUGAUCCUUUAAGUUCUC
Molecule: messenger RNA, 4150 nt
Organism: Neogale vison (American mink)
Lineage: Eukaryota; Metazoa; Chordata; Mammalia; Carnivora; Mustelidae
Gene: RGS3
Product: regulator of G protein signaling 3
Exons: 11
Coding region: 83-1384 (433 amino acids)
Biological process (GO): signal transduction
Cellular component (GO): nucleus; plasma membrane
Molecular function (GO): protein binding
Source: RefSeq, a predicted model, not a curated record